GUUUUGGUUUCCUUGUGUCGACUCAUAUUCCGAACUUUGCACCUGGAAACUAGAGUAUACAGUCGAUGCCACAAUGGUGGCUGUCUCAAAUGGAGAUCUGGUAGAAACAGUGUACACUCAUGACAUGAGAAAAAAGACCUUCCACUAUAUGCUGAUGAUUCCGACUGCAGCCUCUAAUAUUUCUUUGGCUAUAGGACCAUUUGAAAUUCUUGUGGACCCAUACAUGCACGAGGUGACACAUUUUUGUUUACCUCAGCUCCUCCCGCUGCUCAAACACACCACUUCGUAUCUCCAUGAAGUCUUUGAAUUCUACGAAGAGAUACUUACCUGUCGCUACCCGUAUUCCUGCUUCAAAACGGUUUUUGUAGAUGAGGCCUAUGUUGAAGUAGCUGCCUAUGCCUCUAUGAGCAUUUUUAGCACAAACCUUUUGCACAGCGCAAUGAUAAUAGAUGAGACCCCACUGACCAGGAGAUGUUUGGCUCAAGCCCUGGCCCAGCAGUUCUUUGGCUGUUUUAUAUCUAGAAUGUCUUGGUCCGAUGAGUGGGUAUUGAAGGGAAUCUCUGGCUAUAUUUAUGGUCUUUGGAUGAAGAAAACCUUUGGCGUAAAUGAGUAUCGGCACUGGAUCAAGGAGGAACUAGACAAGAUAGUGGCAUAUGAACUGAAGACUGGCGGAGUCUUACUGCAUCCAAUAUUUGGUGGAGGCAAAGAAAAAGACAACCCUUCAUCACAUCUGCAUUUUUCCAUAAAACACCCUCAUACUUUAUCAUGGGAAUACUACACGAUGUUCCAGUGUAAGGCCCACCUAGUCAUGAGGCUGAUAGAAAACAGGAUAAGCAUGGAAUUCAUGUUACAAGUUUUCAACAAACUGUUGAGUCUAGCCAGCACCGCCUCAUCCCAGAAGUUCCAGUCUCAUAUGUGGAGUCAGAUGCUGGUUUCCACAUCUGGGUUUUUGAAAUCCAUCUCCAACGUCUCUGGCAAAGACAUCCAGCCAUUAAUAAAGCAGUGGGUAGAUCAGAGUAGCGUGGUAAAGUUUUAUGGAAGUUUUGCGUUUAACAGGAAACGAAAUGUGCUGGAAUUAGAAAUAAAGCAGGACUAUACAUCGCCUGGGACUCAGAAAUAUGUGGGCCCUCUGAAAGUGACGGUGCAAGAGCUCGACGGAUCUUUCAACCAUACUCUGCAAAUAGAAGAAAACAGCCUUAAGCAUGACAUACCUUGCCACUCAAAGAGCAGACGGAAUAAGAAGAAAAAGAUUCCGCUAAUGAAUGGAGAGGAAGUAGACAUGGAUCUUUCUGCCAUGGAUGCUGACUCCCCUUUGCUCUGGAUAAGGAUAGACCCAGACAUGUCUGUAUUAAGGAAGGUAGAAUUUGAACAGGCUGACUUCAUGUGGCAGUACCAGCUCCGGUACGAGAGAGACGUGGUCGCCCAGGAGGAAUCCAUUUUGGCCCUUCAGAAGUUCCCCACUCCGGCAUCCCGGCUCGCGCUGACCGAUAUCCUUGAACAAGAGCAGUGUUUCUACCGAGUGAGAAUAAUGGCAUGCUUCUGUCUCGCAAAGAUUGCAAAUUUUAUGGUGAGCACAUGGACAGGACCGCCAGCCAUGAAGUCUCUCUUCACCCGCAUGUUCUGCUGUAAAAGUUGUCCCAACAUUGUGAAAACCAACAACUUCAUGAACUUUCAGAGUUACUUUCUGCAAAAGACAAUGCCCGUUGCAAUGGCCUUGCUGAGAGAUGUUCAUAAUCUGUGUCCCAAAGAGGUUUUAACGUUCAUUUUAGACCUAAUCAAGUACAACGACAAUAGAAAAAACAAGUUUUCAGACAACUAUUACCGAGCGGAACUGAUAGAUGCGCUGGCAAACUCUGUGACCCCCGCUGUCAGUGUGAACAACGAAGCCCGGACACUGGAUAAUUUAAACCCUGAUGUUCGCCUCAUUCUUGAAGAAAUUACUCGGUUCUUAAACAUGGAGAAGCUACUCCCCAGUUACAGGCACGCCAUUACAGUCAGCUGCCUGAAUGCCAUUCGCAUACUGCAGAAGAACGGGCACGUCCCAAGCGAUCCUGCUGUCUUUAAGUCAUAUGCAGAAUACGGGCACUUUGUGGAUAUCCGAAUAGCAGCCUUGGAGGCAGUUGUCGACUAUACAAAAGUUGACAGAAGCUAUGAGGAAUUACAGUGGCUGCUGAAUAUGGUUCAGAAUGAUCCUGUGCCCUACGUAAGACACAAGAUCUUGAACAUGUUGACCAAGAAUCCGCCGUUUACCAAGAACAUGGAAUCUCCUUUGUGCAAUGAAGCGCUAGUGGAUCAACUCUGGAAACUUAUGAAUUCAGGUACAUCCCACGACUGGCGGCUGCGGUGUGGUGCUGUUGACCUGUACUACACGCUGUUCGGUCUCAGCAGGCCUUCCUGUUUGCCGCUUCCAGAACUUGGGUUGGUCCUUAACCUAAAAGAAAAGAAAGCUGUGCUGAACCCCACCAUCAUUCCUGAGACGGGGUCAAGUGGCCCGGAAAUGGCUAGCAACCCAAACAAUCUGGGACAGCUCAUUGGCUUCCAGAGCACCGAGCAUGAUCAUCUUGUUAAAGAAAUGGUAGCCAUGCCUCCUGCUUACCAGCAAGGGCUGAAGAGGAAAGCUGACACGCCCCUGGGGUCGCCUCUGGAACCAGGCCAGAUCCUGGAGAAGAUCGAAGACAGUAAAGUCAAACUCAAGAUAAGGUUCUCAAACUCUCAAGAGGAGGAAGAGAUUGAUAUGGACACUGUUCAUGACAGUCAGGCUUUUAUCUACCAUCAUUUGAACAUGCUGGAAAGACCGUCAACACCAGGUAAAGAACAGUCUUCGCUGGACUUGAACACGUUGCCCAAUCCCGCGCCUCCGCUGCCCAGUUUCCCAAAAGAGUCCAGCUCCUCCAAGCACAGCGAGCACCAUCACCACCAUCAUCACGAGCACAAGAAGAAGAAGAAGAAGCACAAACACAAGCAUAAGCACAAGCACAAACACGACAGCAAGGAGAAGGAGAAGGAGCCCUUCACCUUCUCCAACAGCCCAGCCAGCGGGCGCUCGGUCCGCUCUCCCUCCCUGUCAGACUGAAGCGAGCCACUCUCGCGCCGCCACGGCUCUUUCGGAAGGCCCCCAGGUCGGUCCAGGCUUCCUAAGAGCGUUGCCAAAAUGAAUUGUGUUUUUAAAACCUUUGAUGACUGCCGCAAAGGCAAAGCGUGUUUUAAACAGAAGCCAGCUGCUGGAGCCUCUGGAAAAGUUGCGGUUCCGUGUUGUAUAACGUCAUGUUGGCCUCCCGAGAAAACAAAGGCCCCUGACUGAUCUCUUUUCAACAUGUCGUUUAACCGUCGCCGUUGUCCCACCGUGUUCUAAUUUUUUUUUAAAUGUUUGCACAGUUGAAGUUGAAAACUUCUUAUUUUUAGGAUGUUGACUUAAAAAAAAUUAUGCACAUGACCCACGCGACUCGGACUUGCAUUUGGCAAUCACUUCCACAACUUUUUUUUUUUUGGUGGCAGGAAAAAAAAAUGCAGCUGUUUUGCUGUGUCCUGUAAUCAGCCUCGUAAUUAUAUAAUUAAGUUUGGGCAGAAACAAGCCCUUGCAGAAUUG
Molecule: messenger RNA, 3586 nt
Organism: Gekko japonicus
Lineage: Eukaryota; Metazoa; Chordata; Lepidosauria; Squamata; Gekkonidae
Gene: TAF2
Product: TATA-box binding protein associated factor 2
Exons: 21
Biological process (GO): transcription initiation at RNA polymerase II promoter
Cellular component (GO): transcription factor TFIID complex
Molecular function (GO): chromatin binding; transcription cis-regulatory region binding; RNA polymerase II general transcription initiation factor activity
Source: RefSeq, a predicted model, not a curated record